Chondrus crispus (carragheen) is the source of this 1460-nucleotide messenger RNA. RefSeq lists its product as hypothetical. Gene Ontology annotation, biological process: nucleotide-excision repair. The record is from RefSeq and is a predicted model, not a curated record. Gene Ontology annotation, cellular component: transcription factor TFIIH holo complex; transcription factor TFIIH core complex. NCBI's taxonomy places the organism in Eukaryota, Rhodophyta, Florideophyceae, Gigartinales, Gigartinaceae. Gene Ontology annotation, molecular function: ATPase activator activity; double-stranded DNA binding. The transcript has 2 exons. The coding region runs from base 1 to 1431 and encodes 476 amino acids.
AUGCGCUCGGAUUCUGCACCAGGGCUCUCUCAGAGUAUUUUUGAGGAUCUCGCUGACGCCGCCGCCAAAUCGAAACGUCUUAUCACUCGCUUGUACGAGUCUCCGCAUGCAGUCCAAUGCGUUUUUCGUGCGUUGCCGCCCAUCGCACGUCUGUACGUGGCACGAAUUAUCUACCUGCCGUCGAAUCAGGAGGUUAGUGUCGAUAGUUUCCGACAAUGCCUGCGCCGCCGCCAGCGCGCUUACGAUCGUCACGACAGUGCGAUUCUUGCUCUCAAAGCGCUUCACGUGCUUGUAGAAGUGGAAACCCUUGUCGAUGGACCGGGCCGCAAGGAAACACGAUUGCAGCUUAAUGAUAAGUUCGCUGAAAAUCUGCGGAGAUCUGUAACCUAUGGCGUCGAACCAGUCUUCGGCGGUCCAUGCGAGGACAUUGAGAUGGUUGACGUCGAAAGUCGGGAGGUGGUCACGAAGAAAAUGGACGAGUUCUCCGCGGCAAAGCUUGACCGGAUUCUGAACUUUCUCGUAGAAUCGAACGGUUCCAACGCUCCGGGUGGGACUGUUGUCCAAGCGCUUGCGCAGGUUGGGAUCCUGGAAUCCAAAUCGAUUGGACUGUGUAUCACGAGCUCUGGAUUUCAGUUUCUUUUGAAGGACUCGUUCGCUCAGUUGUGGGUGCUACUGCGAAGUAUCGUGAAUACGCAGUUUCGAGGUGAGGAGCUGGAUGCUUGGGAGCUAAUUUUCAAACUGUCCUUUGCGUGCCCUGGGAAAGAAUAUCGCGAUCCACAUCUCUCCAAAUGUCAGCGAGAAUUAAUGGCAGAGCUGCACGAGCUAGGUAUUGUAAGGCUUGGAGAAGAUGCCACUUUCCGUCCCACCACAGUUGGUGUUCGUCUACUAACCUCGGCCAGUCGGAUUCAGUCAGGACCAGCGUCAACAGCAGACGCAUCGUCGAUGGUGAAAAUCGCAGGAGAGAUUGAGAUCUUCGUUGAAACAAACUUUCGCGUCUACGCGUAUACCACUUCAAAUUUUCAGACUAAUUUGCUUGCCCUCUUCACGCAUAUGCGGUACAAACUGCCCAGCAUGGUAGUAGGACACCUAACUAGAGACGCAGUGCGAAGAGCUCUGAUGAGUGGGAUCACUGGGGAUCAAAUUAUUGGCUAUUUAAACGCUCACGCCCACCCAAGGAUGAAAAGAGGAGUGAUUCCUUCGAAUGUGAGUGACGAAAUUAGAUUGUGGGAAGCUGAACAGGAUCGAGUCCAGACAACUCCUGGAGUACUUCUAAGUGACUUUGAAAGUCAAGAAGCAUUUGAAAAAGUAAUGUCGUACGCUUACGACUUAGGAGCCAGCGUCUGGAGUGACCGGGACCGAUUAAAGGUAAUAGUAGCUAGAGAAGCAUAUGGGUCUGUGAGAGGCUUCAUGAAUUCCAAUGAUUUGCAUUAAAGGAGCAAAUCAUCUCGAGUGUCCCGAAA